Molecule: messenger RNA, 1645 nt
Organism: Camelina sativa (false flax)
Lineage: Eukaryota; Viridiplantae; Streptophyta; Magnoliopsida; Brassicales; Brassicaceae
Source: RefSeq, a predicted model, not a curated record
AUGGAGUCUCUAUUAUCACAAACACAAGUAAUAUAUCCUACAACGAUGGCUCUUCUCAUCACCGUCUCUCUUCUCGUCAUAGUCUACCUUGUCCGGCGAUGGCUUAAACCGCUCUACCCUCCCGGUCCGAAAGGUCUUCCCAUAAUUGGAAACAUGCUCAUGAUGGACCAACUUUCACACCAUGGCCUAGCCAAGCUGGCCGAAACAUACGGAGGCUUGUUCCACCUAAGAAUGGGAUUUCGUCACGUGUUUGCCAUCACAUCACCUGACCUGGCCCGACAAGUUCUUCAAGUCCAAGACAUCAGCUUCUCAAAUCGGCCCGUGACAAUAGCCAUAAAUUACUUAACUUACGACUUAGCUGACAUGGCUUUUGCUCCUUACGGACCUUUUUGGAGACAAAUGAGGAAAGUAUGCGUCAUGAAGGUGUUUAGCCGUAGAAGAGCUGAGUCAUGGGCCUCGGUCCGCGACGAAGUAAAUAAUAUGGUCCGGUCUUUGUCUAGCAACGUCGGAAAACCCGUAAACGUUGGAGAGCUCAUUUUUACGUUGACAAGAAACAUAACGUACCGAGCCGCGUUUGGUGCCGCAUGCGAGACGGAACAAGACGAGUUCAUAAGGAUCUUGCAAGAGUUCUCAAAGCUAUUUGGAGCAUUCAACGUCGCAGACUUCAUACCGUUCCUAGGCUGGUUCGAUCUGCAUGGGAUAAACAAGAGGCUCGUGAAGGCCCGUAACGAUCUGGACGGGUUCAUUGAUGAAGUUAUCGAUGAGCAUAUGAAGAAGAGGGAGACUGUAAAAGAUGAUGAAGAUACCGAUAUGGUGGAUGAUCUACUUGCGUUUUACAGCGAAGAAGAAAAUUUAGUGAGCAAGGAUUCAUCAACUAAUCGAAACAAGAGCUCCGUAAAACUUACACGUGAUAAUAUCAAAGCGCUCGUCAUGGAUGUUAUGUUUGGAGGAACGGAGACAAUGGCGUCGGGGAUAGAGUGGGCCUUGACGGAGCUCUUACGUAACCCAGACGAACUCAAACGGCUCCAACAAGAACUUGCCGAAGUCGUGGGUCUUGACCAGCGCGUGGAUGAGAUGCACCUCGAGAAACUAACUUUCCUCAAAUGCACACUCAAAGAAACCAUGAGGCUCCACCCACCGAUCCCACUCAUCCUCCACGAGGCCAUUGAGGACACGAAGCUCCAAGGCUUCUCUGUGCCCAAAGGCUCGCGAUUGAUUAUCAACGCAUUCGCCAUCGCGCGUGACCCGAAACUAUGGGUUGAACCUGAAGCGUUUAAGCCUUCGAGGUUUAUGGAACCGGGUAUGCCUGAUUUUAUGGGGACUAACUUUGAGUUUAUACCGUUCGGGUCAGGUCGGAGAUCGUGUCCGGGGAUGCAGCUUGGGCUUUACGCAAUGGAGGUCGCUGUGGCUAACAUCAUUCACAGUUUCACGUGGCAGUUGCCUGAUGGGAUGACACCGAGUGAGCUUGACAUGAGCGACGUCAUGGGUCUCACCGCUCCCAGAGCCACACGCCUCAUUGCGGUGCCUAACAUGCGCCUCACUUGCCUUUACAACUAACUUUUCAAUGUGCAUCAGUUUUGUUUUUCUGUUAAAUCUUGUUUUAUCUUCUUUUUUUCUAGUUGUGUCUACAUCAAAUAAUUAAGUA